UCUCUCUCUCUCUCUCUAUCUCUCUCUCUCACACGCACAGACGAUGACCGGGAAGAGGAGCCAGACAAGCCCGGUCGGGAGCCCCUUGUCGGGCAACAUGUCCGACGGCUCGAGCUACAGCUCGAAGGAGCAGGACCGGUUCCUGCCGAUCGCCAACGUGAGCCGGAUCAUGAAGCGGUCCCUCCCUGCGAACGCCAAGAUCUCCAAGGAGGCCAAGGAGACCGUCCAGGAGUGCGUCUCGGAGUUCAUCAGCUUCGUCACCGGGGAGGCCUCCGACAAGUGCCAGCGCGAGAAGCGCAAGACCAUCAACGGCGAUGACCUCCUCUGGGCCAUGACCACCCUCGGCUCCGAGAACUACGUCGCCCCCCUCAAGGUGUACCUCAACCGGCACCACGAGGCCGAGGGCGACAAGGGUGCCGCCGCUGCCGCCGGCACGGGGAGGGGCCACGAGAACCCGCCGGCCCCGUCGGGGGCAGAGCAAAGGGUCAACGGCGUGGGGGAUUUUCAGAGCUUUUAUGGGUUGGUCGCUGCUGGGGGUGGGUUCAACGUGAAUCGGAUGAUGAUGGGUGAGAAUGGGGAUGGGAGUGGAAAUAAAGUUAUGGUUCCUCAAAUUCACAAUGGGGUGGGGCGGUAGAGAAAUUUUAGAGUUUUAAUUAAUUAAUUUCAAGUGGGAAUAUAACCACCAAUUUGUUAGUUGGUA
Rhodamnia argentea is the source of this 700-nucleotide messenger RNA. Its product is annotated as nuclear transcription factor Y subunit B-3-like. The transcript is spliced from 2 exons. NCBI's taxonomy places the organism in Eukaryota, Viridiplantae, Streptophyta, Magnoliopsida, Myrtales, Myrtaceae. Gene Ontology annotation, molecular function: protein heterodimerization activity; RNA polymerase II cis-regulatory region sequence-specific DNA binding; DNA-binding transcription activator activity, RNA polymerase II-specific. Gene Ontology annotation, cellular component: CCAAT-binding factor complex; nucleus. The coding region runs from base 44 to 634 and encodes 196 amino acids. Gene Ontology annotation, biological process: regulation of transcription by RNA polymerase II. The record is from RefSeq and is a predicted model, not a curated record.